Molecule: messenger RNA, 1834 nt
Organism: Phyllopteryx taeniolatus (common seadragon)
Lineage: Eukaryota; Metazoa; Chordata; Actinopteri; Syngnathiformes; Syngnathidae
Product: CTD nuclear envelope phosphatase 1A
Exons: 7
Coding region: 31-954 (307 amino acids)
Molecular function (GO): protein serine/threonine phosphatase activity
Source: RefSeq, a predicted model, not a curated record
CCGACUGCUGACUCGUCCUGGCCCGCCAACAUGCUGAAGACCCGCCAGUGUUUACUCGGCAUCCGCACUUUCCUCGGGGUCACGUCCAGAAUAUGGGGCUUCUUCAUGUACAUCCUCAGGAAGCACCUGCGAACGAUCAUCCAGUAUCAGACGGUGCGAUAUGACACCUUGCCUCUGUCGCCUAUCUCCAGGAACAGACUGAACGGAGUCAAGAGGAAGAUUCUGGUCCUGGACCUGGACGAGACCCUGAUCCACUCUCACCACGACGGGGUCCUGAGGCCCACGGUGAGGCCGGGAACGCCCCCCGACUUCAUUCUCAAAGUCGUCAUUGACAAGCACCCGGUGCGAUUCUUCGUACAUAAAAGGCCACAUGUGGACUUCUUUUUAGAAGUGGUGAGCCAGUGGUACGAGCUGGUGGUGUUCACAGCCAGCAUGGAGAUCUACGGCUCAGCGGUGGCGGACAAGUUGGACAACAAUAGGAACAUCCUCAGACGCAGAUAUUACAGACAGCAUUGUACAUUGGAUCUAGGUAGUUAUAUCAAAGACUUGUCGGUAGUACACGACGACCUGUCCAGUAUUGUCAUCCUCGACAAUUCGCCCGGUGCUUAUCGAAGCCAUCCAGAUAAUGCAAUACCCAUCAAGUCCUGGUUCAGUGACCCCAGUGACACAGCACUUCUUAACUUGCUGCCUAUGCUGGAUGCGUUAAGGUCAGCGCUGAAACAGUUCCUAUCCUCCGGUUAUCAUGAUCAUUCUAAAACGUACAAUUUUGCAUCUAUUUUAGGUUCACCGCCGACGUCCGCUCCGUCCUCAGUCGAAAUCUCCACCAGCAUCGGCUCUGGUAAUUGGUCGAUUGCUGGGAAUCGGUCAAUAGACGACCCGCCAGCGCUUCCUCGUUGGAGGAGCGUUGGGAUGAACACUUUGGGUGCCAGAUUUUUAGCCCCGCCGCCAUCUUAGUUCUAUACUUGACCCCCCCGUCCCGACCCUGGCAAAAAAAUGAACUGGAGCUUCUCCGACGCCUUUUUAAACUUUUUUUUUUUUUUUUUUUCCCUCAUCGCUGAUUAAAUGAAGAGGAUCCAUCCACAAAGUAAACAAUAUUACAGAUUCAAAUUUUUAUGAUUCACUGAUCAAGUACGCUAUUUCUUUUUCUUUUUUUUCAAAAGGAUACAGUGUUUUUUUUUCUUGCAAGACACGUCUCAUCCUUGGGAUAUUCUUGUUUGUUUUUGUGGAUUUUUAAAUAAACAAGAAUGAAAAACACGAGGAUAAAACAUAUGGCUUGUACCCAUUCUCUGGACUGCUGUGCUGUCUUUUCCAUAUCUGUCACCAUUAAAUAACAUUUCACUCUGCUCAUGGGAUUGCAAUUGCACUUGAUUUGUGUUGCCACUCUCCUUCUCUUCUGUUUUUCUUACUUUUGUUUGACAGCCCUCCCCUUUCCUGUAUGGAUUUUAGAGCCUUUCAAAAUGCCUUCUGAACAAUAAUGCCCAGGCUCCGAAGCCAUGUCUUUAUUGGCUCUGUCUUACUACUACUAAUAAUAAUAAUAAUAAAAAACACUUGUCAGCAUCAGUUGGAAGCACUGAUAGUUUCUGUCCUCAUUGAGCAGCAAUUAUCCUUGGAAAUGAAAUGCUCCCUGUCAUAAAGCCUUCUCAUUAACUUUCCUGGUGACGUAGUAACAUGUCAUACCAGUGAGGUCAGAAUGUAAAAAGUACUCAACAGACUUCUGCUUUUUAACAUUUCUGUCAUUCAAACCCUGCGGGCUCUAUGCUGGCCAUUUGUGUCCACCUCGCUUCCUUUUUUUGGAACCAUUGUAGCCAACGUAAAAUAAAAAAUUCUAAGGCUG